Colias croceus (clouded yellow) is the source of this 1025-nucleotide messenger RNA. RefSeq names its product geminin (gene geminin). The record is from RefSeq and is a predicted model, not a curated record. Bases 101 to 601 code for a protein of 166 amino acids. Lineage: Eukaryota; Metazoa; Arthropoda; Insecta; Lepidoptera; Pieridae. The transcript is spliced from 5 exons. Gene Ontology annotation, biological process: regulation of DNA replication.
UGACCCUGUCAGUUAUCUCUUAUCGCGUAGGUAACUGUUCUACUGAUAAUAAUUCUAAACAAAUUUUGAAAAGACCAACUAAAGAUCUAAAACAUCCAAAAUGCCGCGAACAACAAGAAGGUCGCUUAAAACUUUGCAGCAUACUUCUUCGGAUCGAGAAAACUUGGUGGGUAGACCAUCGAAAGGAUUAAAACAUCAACUGAGCCAAGAGUCACUAAGUGAUGUUGAGGUUAAAAGGAAGAACAUAUCAACCAAAGAGGUGCAAGUCAAUUUUGACAAUAAAAUAACAGUAGAUGAUCUCACUAACCCUGAAGGUGCUUCGGAGAAGUACUGGCAACUACUGGCUGAGAAGCGUCAGGAAGCUCUACAAGAGUCUUUGGAUGAAAAUGAAAAGCUGCGUAAAAUAAUAGAAGACUUGAAGGAGGAAAACGCACAAUACAAGCAGAUGUUGGAUGAAGCCAAUAGCUUCGUGGAAGUCAUCAAGGAGGAACUUGCUAAUAACAGCAACAAUGAUACUGGUAUUGACGUGAACGAUAUCAGCACUGCUGAUGAAACUACUGAGGAAGGCCAAGAUCUUGAAGAAGACGCCAAGACUGAAUAAUCUUUUAAACCAAACAUAAUAUAUCACACAUUCAUUAGAGUUAAUAUAUUUUAAGUUUUUUAAGUUUAUAUUUCUUAACUAAACUCUGUACCUGUUGCUUUUGAAUAGUUUUCUUCUUGAUUCUAGCAAAUUACUUGAUCAUGGUGUAAUCUGCUGUAGUAAAAUAUUAACGUAGGUGUUGUAGCUACUUCAUAUUUGUGGUUACUAUGCAAUGUAUUAUCACCAAGUACCUUUUUCUUUCAUGAUACUUGGUCGUCUUUUAAGAUACAAUGUAUUACUCAAAACUAGAAAGUUUAGUAGAAUAAAUAGGGCAUUUAACUUUGAAUGCUUCACUAAUGUAACCAAGUGACACUAUUUGUGUAGUUUUCAUGAUUGACCUUAACAAUCAAGUGUUUAAAAUUCUCGAAAUAAAGUAGUAAAACAA